Molecule: messenger RNA, 8972 nt
Organism: Pongo pygmaeus (Bornean orangutan)
Lineage: Eukaryota; Metazoa; Chordata; Mammalia; Primates; Hominidae
Product: taste receptor type 2 member 20
Exons: 1
Coding region: 5809-6738 (309 amino acids)
Biological process (GO): sensory perception of taste; G protein-coupled receptor signaling pathway
Cellular component (GO): membrane
Molecular function (GO): G protein-coupled receptor activity; bitter taste receptor activity
Source: RefSeq, a predicted model, not a curated record
UAUAACUUCUUAUAAAGGGAAUUAUAAAUUAUUUUAAGUUUUUAAAAUUCUUAUAAUUUGAAAUAAAUUCUUAUAAUUUAUUACAUUGGUGACAAAACUGUAAAGUGAAACAUAUAAGUGAUUACCAUAACUGGGAUACUUGGGAGGGAAGAAACCAAAGGGAAAUCAUAUCAACAAGAAAGCAUAUAUGGGGAAUGAAUGGAUUGCUGGCAAAUUCUACUUUGUGACGAAAGUGUGGAAUAUGAGUGUUAAUGUUACAUUCUUUUUUCCUCUUACUGUGCAUUUAGGUUUUAUUGCUUUCCCUACAUAUGUUAGGUUCCAGAAUAAUGAAAAUAUUUUAAAAGCAGAAAUAUUAAGUAAAUUAAUGAAUAUAAAAUUAGGCUGAAACAAUAUAUUCUUACAUGUACCAUUGUAAUUAGAGUUUUGCUGAAUAAAGAAGAAUACAACAUUACAGUAGUAAGAAAUAAGGAUAAAAUUUUAUACUUUUAAAAAUUAAUUUAAAAAAGAAAGAUAUAAGCAGGAAGUGUACAUCCACAUUCUUAAUGCUAAUCUUAAUUUGAAACAUCAGAUUUUGAACAACUAUGUUGCAAUAGACUUUUUUCUUGUUUCCAAUUUAAUUAUUCAUGAUACACAUUUCAAAUUGGCAGCAAUUAGGGAAUUUUUCAUAAAGUACAAAUAUUAAAGUAUGUAGGACUAUAGAUAUUAAGUGUAUAGGACAAUUUUUGCUACAUUUAUCCCUAAAUGAAAUAAUUAUACUCAUGUUGUUACCAUUCAAAGAUCACAAUACUAUGCAUGUGCGCGGCAUAUGUGUUGGGGAAAAUAUUUUUUUACUGUUAAUUUUUUUACUGUAUUAGAGAAGAAAACAGAAAUAUAACUGUUAAGCUAUAAAACAUAUUUAGUGUAAUCUUUGAGUGUGCUUGUGUAUAUGUAGUAUUACUUUGACUGCUAUGAUAGAAUAACCCAGAUUUAGUGACAGUAGCUGAGAUUGUAAAUAAGCAGUUGAGAGAAUUUUGCCUGCUAAUGAUACUAUUAAAAGAUAAAAUACAGCUUGUAUGCUAUAUAAUUGUAUAGAGGAUUUGUAUAUAUGAAGUUCAUAUGAAAGUGCAGUGAAAAUUAAACAGCCCAAAGGAGAAUACUCUUUGUUGUAGGGCAUUUUUGUCAUGAUUUUCAGAAUGUGGUAAAAGAAAAAAAAUAGUCAGUAAAUCAUUGGAAAUACAUUGGUUUUAACUUAUUCUUAAUGAAAUACUGUCUGAGGAUCUUUGUCUGUGCCUGAUGCUGAGAAUAAUAUAAGAAACAAGUUCAUGAGCCCAUCACCCUGAAACGUAGCACUUAGAAAACACGAUUGAAGUCACACUUAUAGAAGAGUAUGGCCCCUUUUAGCUGACAUUAUCAUCAUCAUCAAUCAUCAUCUACAUCUAUCUCAUUAAAUGAUUUAUUUUUGAAAUGCUUACAUACAUAAUUUGGAUAAUAUCUAAUAAAUUUUUAAAAGAUUAUCAUUGUGGGAAAGUUACAUUAGAAAACAGAAAAUUUCAAGUUGAGCCAAAUACAUUUAGAUUUAGAAAUUAGGUAUAGUUUAGUUUAAAAUACAUUGCUUAAGCAAAUCAUUAUAGAUAACCUUAAACUGAUCUUAGGAACACUAUAAGAAAGAUUUAGUUGUGGUGUUAAUAAAAUUCCUUAAUUAGAAAGAUAAAUAAGCCACUUCAUGAUCAAGCUCUUACUUCUAAAGUGAAGAUUUUAUUUUAUUUAUUUGUAAACCUUUCCACAUUUUAUUGACAAAGGAUUAAUAGUAUAAAUUAUGUUUCUAUUGCAAAGUUUAUUUAUGGAAAUUUGAUACGUGUACUUCUACUCCUUUUUACACCUUACAUGAAUAUUUAAAUAAUUGAUUUAUAACACUCCCUGAUGCCAGGUAAAGCAAAUACUAAUCGCAGUUCAGAAACUCACAUGUACAACAAAUUUAACUUCCUGGAUAUUUUUAAGACUCAGCUUAAUUUCCAUAGGUGCUCCAUUAACCUGAUGGCAGAAAUUAAAUCUUAGGCAACUCUGGGUUCUCCCACAAGCACACUUUGCUUCAGAGUUGUGCUGAAGUUUUGAGGAGAAUGGGAGGAGGCAAGGUGGUGUCCAGUCCUUUGUGCAUCUAUCCUCUGGCAUUCUCCCAUCCUGCCCCAGGUCAUCGGCCCACACAGGUUGCUGGCACAUCUAAAGUGAGAAUUUUAGAAUAAAUCAAAUAGUAGUAAGCCCUCAAAUCUUCUAUAUCUCACCUUAUAGUGAGGAAGUUUGAAGGCACAGAGCUCCACUUCUGCUAAUAAAAAAAAGUAAAAUUUAAUUUGUAAAAUAGAAUGGUGUAGCUAAGGUUGAGGUGCUAUAAUUUAUUUAUUGGAAUGGAAUUUUGAGAUCCAGCACAGCUCAUUGAAUUUCCCUGUGGGGAGAGUUUGUGGUGAAGACUCAUCAACAGACAACCUGCUAACCCCCCCAAAAAAAAGAAAAAAAAAAAAAGAAAAACAAGCUACUAACAUCACAUCAAUUUGUAGGUUCUUCCAACUUGUGGAGGAAUGUGUAGACCAAGAUUUUAUUCUAUUUUGUGACCAAAGUCUUGGGAAAAGAAGAAAAUUGUUAGCAUUUUCAUGUCAAGCAUACAAAAAACAAAAAAACAAAACCAACCAACCAAACAAAGAAUCCAAUUUUUUAAAAAAACUUAGUAGUAACAGUACUUUGUCCUGCUUCUCCAUAGAUAAUGAUUUAUAGAAGGAGAACAAAACAUUAUUUCUGCUACUAAAACAAUAAGAGUAAAAAAUAAAUAAUCAAUAUUGAGAAUCCAAUAGACAGAGUUAACAACCAGUUACACACAGGAGAAGACAGAAUUAGUGAAUUAGAAGACAACUACAGAGAAUGAAGCCCAAAGAGACCACAAGACAAAGAAUGCAAAGCUAAGAGGAUAAGAGGCAUUGAUGCUACAAUCAGAGCAUCUAACAUACUUCUGGAUUUCUGGAAGAUUAAAAGGGAGAAAAUAGGGCAGAAUCAAUGUUGUGGAGAUUUUCCCAAAAGUGAUAAAAUGUAUUAAUCCAUAUAUUUUUAGUAACCAUCAAAGGUCAGACAAGAUAACUAAAAACAAAUUAACAUAAAAUGUCACAAGACAUCAAAGACCAAUAGAAAAUCUGAAAAGUAGCCAGAGGAAAAGAUAAUUUUAAAAGGAAAAACUUUCUAAAUGACAACCUGAUUUUCAACAGAAAAAUGGAAAGUAGAAUUCAAUGGAAUCAUGUCUUCAGUGUGUUUCAAAAGAAUAGAGGACCUUCAUGAACAGAAAUCCAAAUGAUAUUUUUCAGAUAAAAAAUAUUGAAAAUACAAGGUUAAGCAUGCAACAAGGAAUAAAAAUUAACAGAAAUGAUAAACACGUGCAUAAUUCUAAAUGAAAGUUGACUGAAUAAAAUAAUAGCAUCUUGUUGAGUUAAAUAUAUCGUUGAUAAGAUAUAUGCAAAUAGCGAUAAAGAGACUAGAGGUAAAGGUGACAGGAACAAAUUUAGUUAAAUUAUUUUUUGCACUUUUCUAUGUCUGUGAGGAUAAUUUGAACACCACAUUUAAUGACCCUGUAAUAGAAAUUGCAUCAAAUAAUAUGUGAAAUAAUGCUCAUAGUAGAGUUAUUCAUAAUAGCUCAAAAAUAGACUGCCCAAAUAUAUAUUAACUAAGGAUGAUUGAAUGACAUGAAAGAUUACAGUAAAUCCAUACAGUGGAGCAGUAUAGAGAGGUGAAAAGAAAUUAAUCACAUGUAUAUGCAACUAUGUAACUAAAUUUCAGAAACAUGAUGUCUAGUGCAAGAAGCCAUGAACAAGAAGAACACACAGGACUGCACCUAUACACAGUUGAAAGUAGGACAGACCAAGCUGUGGUUUAGGAUUUCAAACCUAGUUGGUAAAGUAUAAAGAAAUUCAAGCAAAUGAUCAUCAUAGAUUAUGAAUAUUGCUUAUCUCAGGAGAUGUGAAUAAAGGUUUGGGAGCUUGGAAAGUGGCCUGGAAGUGGACCUAGUCUGUUUGCAGUGUUCCAUGUCUUACCCUGCAUGAUGGUUACAUAAGUGUUUAUGAUACAUUGCUCUUUCCUAUUUUUGUUUUGGCCCAUUUCUAAGUGUGCAUUAUAAUUUUGUUUAAAUAAAAAAAUUUUAUUAAAAAAUAUAUAAUUAAAAAAAAAAUUACGAGAAAUGUCAUGUAAAAAUUAUUAAUUGCUCUGCUCAUUAUAUACCUAGGGGGAAAAUCCACCAUUUAUGUACAUUCUUAUACAACUCAUGAGAGCUAAAGUGAAUUCUUAUUUUAGUUGUGAAAUGGAGAAAUUUGAGAUGCUGUUACCUACAGCCCCCAAAUCUUUCCAAAAGUUUUCUUCUAGUUUUAGAUAUUCACCUCAUAUUACAAAAACUUUGAUAUUUCCACCCUAUUUUUCCUUUGGCUCCUGAAUUUCUGAUACAACAAGAGUGCACAUCUCUCUCACACUCUUGUUUUAGCAGAGUAUCUAUAUCACUUAGCUUUUUCUGCAAAAGAAACUUCUCCAAAACCACGUUAGAUAUUUAUAUCUUGCAUGUUUUUGGAUUCUGUUUUCUUAAGCUGAGGUUUGGUGGAUGGCUCUGGUGAUUUGAGAUGGUCCAAGUUUUGCCUCUUGGAUCUAGUUAGAGUUUGGCUGAUUUAAGGCUGGAUCAGGCAGGGGCGAUGUGAUUCCAUGAGUUACUCAUUCUCAUUCUGGGAACAGUGUGUUAGUGUGGACAUGUUCACAUGAUAAGCAGAAAAGAGCAAGAAAGCCUAAUGUGGAAGCCAUCUCAAAUUUCGAUAUAAAGUGUAGUAAUUUUCUGUUCAUCAAAGCAAAUUACAUGAUCGAACUCAGAGCCCUAGUGCAAGGUUGUCACUAUACCUGUGGUGGGAGGAUACUGCAAAAUUAUGAGACAAAGAUCUGGUACUCAGGAAUAUUUACAAGGUUGCAAGUAGCAUUACCAAAAGCCUAAGUAUGAGAGAUAUGUUUCAUGAAUAUUAUUUAUUGGCUGAAAAUCUGGCAUGGGAAAAAUAGGACUAAUUCCACCAGGACGAGCUCCUGGAAACUCAUUUUCCAUGUCAUACAUUAUAAGAAAACAAUUCCUUUCAUCCUUGAAGAGUGAAAGUGUGUGUGUCUAUGUGUGUGUGUUUAUGAGCUUGUUAAUAGUGAUGCCAUACAAAAAUGUUGGUUAACAGCAACCAAAUUAUAAGGAGAAUUGGCAUUCCUGUGAUUUCCAAGAAAAUCUUGGGUGAUUUUGUUAAAAAGUUUAGAUUCUGUGUAUUUAAAUCUGGCAUUAAAAAUAAAUCCAUAGUGAUUUUGAUCCUAGAUAUGACCAGGCUCUUUUAACAAUCUAAAUAUUUGCUGUGUCAUCUAUGUACUGGGUAUUAAAAUUUCCCUGACAACUGAAGGGCUGAACACAAAUUAUGGAAAGGUGAAACAAGGAAAAAAUUGCAAAGCAAUGAAAGAAGAUAUGUCUUUAUUUGAAUGCUAGCAAAUGAGAAUUCAGCUUUCCCUUCAACAUCAGUAUGAAAAAUUUCAGCCUAUAGCAAGAACAGAGACUGCAUGAAUAAGAAUAAAUUUGAGUUGUUUUGGGACUAACAAUAUUUCCCAUAAAGGUAGCAUUGAACUCAUUCAUUAGUGUAAGUUGGUGCUUUUCUGUUGACAUUGUUCACAGAAUUUAAAAGUAUAAAGAAUGUUAUUGAACAUUCAGGAAUCAAGUGCAUAUUUAAUUUAAAGUCUGAAUAUCAGAGGAGUCACAACCAGUGACAUUAGGCCUGAAUUUUUUACUUGCUUUUUUGUUUAGACAUGAUGAGUUUUCUACACAUUGUUUUUUCCAUUCUAGUACUGGUUGCAUUUAUUCUUGGAAAUUUUGCCAAUGGCUUUAUAGCACUGACAAAUUUCAUUGCCUGGGUCAAGAGACAAAAGAUCUCCUCAGCUGAUCAAAUUAUUGCUGCUCUGGCGGUCUCCAGAGUUGGUUUGCUCUGGGUAAUAUUAUUACAUUGGUACUCAACUGUGUUGAAUCCGACUUCAUCUAGUUUAAAAGUAACAAUUUUUGUUUCUAAUGCCUGGGCAGUAACCAAUCAUUUCAGCAUCUGGCUUGCUACUAGCCUCAGCAUAUUUUAUUUGCGCAAGAUCGUCAAUUUCUCCAGACUUAUUUUUCAUCACUUAAAAAGGAAGGCUAAGAGUGUAGUUCUGGUGAUAGUGUCGGGGGCUUUGUUCUUUUUGGUUUGUCACCUUGUGAUGGAAAACACAUAUAUAAAUGUGUGGACAAAAGAAUAUGAAGGAAACGUAACUUGGAAGAUCAAAUUGAGGAAUGCAAUGUACCUUUCCAACUUGACUGUAGCCACUCUAGCAAACUUGAUACCAUUCACCCUAACCCUGAUAUCUGUUCUGCUGUUAAUCUACUCUCUGUGUAAACAUCUGAAGAAGAUGCAGCUCCAUGGCAAAGGAUCUCAAGAUCCCAGCACCAAGAUCCACAUAAAAGCUCUGCAAACUGUGACCUCCUUCCUCAUAUUACUUGCCAUUUACUUUCUGUGUCUAAUCAUAUCGUUCUGGAAUUCUGAGACGCAACUGAAAGAACUUGUCUUAAUGCUUUGCCAAGCUGUUGGAAUCAUAUAUCCAUCAUUCCACUCAUUCAUUCUGAUUUGGGGGAACAAGACACUAAGGCAGACCUUUCUUUCAGUUUUGUGGCAGGUGACUUGCUGGUCGAAAGGACAGAACCAGUCAACUCCAUAGAUGCACAAGAGGUGCAUUGUGUGUUUUCUAGCAGAAAACAAAUUGAUGGUGUCUGGAACAUUUUAUAUUUCCUACAAGUUUUUCUGUAGUCUGUGUAUUUGAGUAAUUUCCAAAAGUAGACAUAGAAAAGUCGUUUACCUAAGUUUAUUAUAUAAAAGUAUAUAUAUAUAACAUAUAUAUGCGUGUGUGUCUGAAUGUAUAUGAAAAUUUAAUAUUUACCAUAACAUACCUUUAAUCAAUUUUUCAUAUAAACUGUUCAGUUAUACAAAGUAGGAUAAGAAAUUUCUCAGAAUUAUGAACCCAUGUGUAUUUCACACAUAUACUUUAUUAUAUGAUAGUUCAUUUGAGGAAUUUAUGAUCUCUAUUUAUAAUUAAGAACUGACAGCUUAUAUCAGAAAAUCAUUGCUGUUUUUCAUUGUAAUUUGUAUCAUGUAUAUGCACCAUAGUGUGUUUAACUGUUUAACUAUCAUUGUUUGAACCUCUAACUUUUUGGAUGGUAAGGACAUUUAAUUCUAAAUCAAUGAUGAGAAUGUGUCUUUGGGGUAGGUUUUUUUUUUUUUUUUUUUUAACCAUGAAUUCUUUUUUUCUCUUUUCUUUUUUUUUUUUUUGAGAUGGAGUCUUGCUCUGUUGUCCAGGCUGGAAUACAGUGGCGCAAUCUUGGCUCACUGCAAUGUUAACCUCCAGGGUUCAAGUGAUUCCCAUGCCUCAGCCUCGUGAGUGGCUGGGACUCCAGGCAUGCGUGCAUGGCUAAUUUUUUAUAUUUUUCUUUCCUUUUUUUUUUUUUUCAGUAGAGAUGGGGUUUCCCCAUGUUGGCCAGGCUGGUCUGGAACUCUUGACCUCAAGUGAUCCACUGCCUCAGCCUCCCAAAGUGCUGGGAUUAUAGACGUUCAUGAUGAAUUCUUAUUUUAUGUUUAGUAUAAAGCAAAUACAAUUAUUGUUAGAUAACAAUGCACAAAAUGAAAUUCAAGAGUGAAAAAUAUAUCUAGUGUACAUUUUCUUAUGUGUACCAAAAGCAAUACUGAAGAAUAUUAUAUUUAAUAUAGUAUGUUAAUAGCUUAGAAAAAAUCAUUUCUAUAAAAAGGAUGAAGAAACAUGAUCAUGAGCUCUUUUCAGUGCUGUUAUAAGUUUCCAUAUGCAAUUAGAAAAGUCAUCUCUUCCAGUUUUUGAAUUAAACAAAAACUUUUUUGAAGUUGAGAUCUGAUGUUACAUAUUUUAGUUUUUUGUCUAAGCCACCUCUGAGCUCCUGAAUUGUCAGUUUCCUCCUUUAUCUUCCAUCCUUAAAAUUCCUCAAGAAGCUCAAAUUUUCCUUACUUUAAAAAGAAGCUCAAUCUAAAGAGAGUAUAGAAACUAUGGCAUCUAUGAGAUCUAUAUAUUGAUGAUAGGAAAUCUUAAAGAUAUGUUUUAUUAUAAUCUUGGUGUAAAUGAUGAAAUGAGAGAAAGUGUGUUGACAUAUUCACUGAUAGCAAGUUCUAUUACAAGAAGAAAAUGUAUAACCUAGCUCAACAGCUAAAUUCUGUGUGACUGUAUUGAUUUCUGGUGUUACGCAAUUUUAACAAUAUUAUCUAAACCUUAAGAUAAAUCAUCUCCACAUAUGAUUUGUUUGUUUAUCAUAUAUCUUCCCUGGUACAAUGUAAGUACCAUGAAAGUGGAGAUCAUAUAGAUCUUGCUUAGUGUAGACUCCGAGGACAUAAAGAUAGCACAUACAAUAGGUAUUGAAAAACAAUACUUUGAUGAACAAGUUAAUUGGUGAAUGACUGAAUACAUGAACUAUAUUGGGGUGGUGAACCAAUGAAAAUGUAACACAUCACAAAAUCUACAGUUGUGUGAAUAUUUCUGUUCUGGUUUUAGAUUGAAGUUACAGGAUUAUCCAAGAAGAAGAAUUUCUCAGAGCAAAAGUUUGGCUAUUCCACAAUUCUAGGGGAAAUAUCACUGUAAUAUAGCACUGAUGCAGCUAUAUCAGAUGUGUGACACAAAGGCAAAGUGGAAAAUAAAAAGAUGGCAUUUAUUACAAUACUUUUUACUAAGCAUAUAAAAGGUUUUUGUAUAAGUGCACGUAUCUUUUCUAUUGCAAAUGAUAUAUUUAUAUUGUGGUAUUUCUAGCUGGUUAUUAUAUAAACAAAAGUGACAUUUCAUUUAAAAAAAUUUAGUUACCAACUAUCUUAUUAAAAUAUAAUUUUUAGAUAGUAUUUUUAAUAUCCUUUCUAAAUGACCACUUUAAUCACCAUAUUAUAAAC